This is a messenger RNA of Scheffersomyces amazonensis, 868 nucleotides long. RefSeq names its product putative pyridoxal 5'-phosphate synthase (gene SNO1). Lineage: Eukaryota; Fungi; Ascomycota; Pichiomycetes; Serinales; Debaryomycetaceae. Gene Ontology annotation, biological process: pyridoxine metabolic process; pyridoxal 5'-phosphate biosynthetic process. Gene Ontology annotation, molecular function: glutaminase activity. Bases 54 to 803 code for a protein of 249 amino acids. Gene Ontology annotation, cellular component: cytosol; glutaminase complex. The transcript has a single exon. The record is from RefSeq and is a predicted model, not a curated record.
AUUUUCUAAUUAAUCUCUAUAGUAUCUUAAACAAACUAACUAUCAAAUCAACCAUGACAACAUCUAAGGAUAUAAUCUUAGGAGUGUUGGCAUUACAGGGAGCCUUUAAGGAACAUUUGGAAUAUUUUCAAAAAGUAAUUGAAGGUAAUCCUGAGCAAUAUAGUAAAUAUAAUUUUAAAUUCAUUGAAGUUAGAACUCCAGAAGAAUUAGAACAAUGUGAUUCAUUGGUUAUACCUGGAGGUGAAAGUACUUCAAUUUCAUUAAUUGCAGAAAGAACUCAAAUGUUACAACCUUUACUUGAUUUUGUUAAAGAUGAAUCAAAAUCAGUUUGGGGGACUUGCGCAGGGUUAAUAUUUUUAUCUAAACAAUUAAAGAAUGGGAAAGUUGGACAAAAAUUAUUAGGAGCAUUAAAUGUUCAAGUUGUAAGAAAUGCCUUUGGAAGACAAGUUAAUUCAUUUGAAUCUCAUUUAGAUUUCAGUUCAUUCAUUAAAGAUUGUCAUGAUUUCCCAGCUGUAUUUAUUCGAGCUCCUGUAAUAGAUGAAAUUCUUGAUCAAGAUAAUAUUAAUAAUUCUAUUAAUGAUCCUACUAUAACCAAAUCUUCAAAUAAUUAUAAUAAUAAAUCACCUGUAAAAGUAUUAUAUAGUUUAGAUAAUUUCGAUAACAAUAAUAAUCAUUUAAUUGUGGCAGUAAGGCAAGGAAGAAAACUUGGAACUUCUUUUCAUCCUGAACUAGCCACCAAAGAUUAUAGAUUUCAUAAAUGGUUUAUAGAUGAGUUUGUUUUAGGUUCUGAUCGUUAUAUAUAAUUAUAUAUAAUAUAAUAAUUAUAUAUAGAAUUAAUGUAUAGAAUAGAAUUAAUGAAUAGAAUUAA